This is a messenger RNA of Effrenium voratum, 747 nucleotides long. NCBI's taxonomy places the organism in Eukaryota, Dinophyceae, Suessiales, Symbiodiniaceae. The record is from the annotation of a GenBank genome assembly.
AUGCAGAUUGAGUGGGGCGAUGAACAGCAGCUCAGGGAGCUGGCGGCGGAGUCCGAGCGACUGGAGCGCCUCAAGCAGGUCCGGGAGGAGGUGUCGCAGCAGGUGGAGGCGGCGCGCCAGGAGCUGGUGGCCGAGAACCGCACCCUGCACCAGCGCAUCGUAGAGUUGGAGCAAGGGCCAUCCGGCACCCUGGUGGUGCAACAGCAGCUGGAAGCCCAGGUGGAGAUGCUGAGGCAGACAAAGCUGCAGCACGCCCAGGCGGAGGCGCAGGCCACAGCGAGCCGUCAGAAGGCGCAGGCGGCGGAGGCGGAGCUACGAGGAUUUCAAGCAGACGUGGAAGCUUCGCUGCAAAGGCUGGAUGAGCAGCGGCUUCAGCUUCAGCGCCAGUGCUGCGAGAUGGAGAGCCGCGCUAUUGCCGCAGAGGAGCGGCUGGCUGAAACCAGCAGCGAGCUGGAGCGAGAGCGUGCAGAGGCCAUGGCCGAGGGCCGCUCUUUGGAGGAGGGGCGGAGAUCCCUUCGCGUCUCAGAGGAUCGUAUCGCCGAGCUGGAAGAGGCCCUUCGGCGAGCAUCUCGCCGCGUGGCCGCGCUGCGUUGGCAGCAGCUCCUCGAAACCUGGCUCCGGAGCCGCAGAGACCAGGUGCUACAGGAGGCGCGGGCAAGCCGCGCGCGUGGCAAUGGUCAAGAGCAAGCGCAGGAGCUGAGACGCUUGGAUGAGGAGUGCGAAGAGCUGCGGGAGCAGAACCGCCAG